Papilio polytes (common Mormon) is the source of this 420-nucleotide messenger RNA. Its product is annotated as protein lethal(2)essential for life-like. The record is from RefSeq and is a predicted model, not a curated record. Gene Ontology annotation, molecular function: protein folding chaperone. Gene Ontology annotation, biological process: protein refolding; response to heat. The transcript has a single exon. Lineage: Eukaryota; Metazoa; Arthropoda; Insecta; Lepidoptera; Papilionidae. The coding region runs from base 1 to 420 and encodes 139 amino acids.
AUGUCACUGUGGCCCUCCAGCCAAAAUUUAUUCGGUGAUGAAGUGGUUUUACGAUCUAUAGAUUGGCUUGAAAACUUCCCGUGGCGUAAUGAGAGUUCUGUGAGCGCAGAAAGAGAUAAAUUUGAAAUUCACAUGAGUUUGCAUGAUUUUAAACCUGAAGAAAUAUCUAUUAAGACGGCGGAUGGUUAUAUUAUAGUUAAAGGGCAACAUGAAGAAAAACAGGACGAGUACGGGUUUGUUUCGAGGCAAUUUGUACGCCGGUAUGCAUUACCCGAAGGAUGUCUUCCAGAAAGUGUUGAAUCAAAGAUCUCUCCGAAUGGAUUACUUACAAUUACAGCAACGAGACAGCCUGUUAUCAAACGUGAUAUUGUUAUACCAGUCUCCCACGAGGGUUCUAAUAAUCUUAAAUCAAAAUUGUAA